UAAGCGUGCCGCGCGCGAAAUAAUCGAACGUGCUCUCGUUCUGCCCAUGCUGUGUAUCGUCGCAAAAUGAAAACGCCAAGGAGACUCCCGGCCGGGGACCUCCGACCCCUGCUGUUUGGCGUCUCUCGUGAAGUAGGUGGCUCUCGCUCUCACGGUCGGUCGAUCCCGCCGAGGCUCCCCGCAGCUGGCUGAUGCAGCGAAGCUGCAGAAUCACAACAAACUUUAAUACGUUUCCUCUGUUUUGAAACUUUUAGUACGAUUUUUGUCGUCACCGGGUUUAUCACGCGCGAAUUUUCGAGUGGCUCACGCCGUGCGGAUUUUGACAAUUUUUGCGGGGAAGAACAACACACGUGGGUUCUAGUUUUGUUAAGUGAAGUGGAUGCAGUUACCUUUAUAAGUGCCUGCCAAAUUUGAAGUUCAAUAGGAAAAGUGAAUCUCCGGGCGAAGUUGUCGAGUAUUGUCAAUUACCCGGAGUGCAUAUCACGUGCACGUCAAUUCGUUUAAAAGGAUCGUUUAUCAGCGGCAGCAGUAUGGCAGCAUGGUCGUAGAACAGUUGGAAUUCUGGGACAUCGGCGGCAUGAUACAGCUAAUUGGCGUAAAUUUGUCGUAUCCGUUUUGUGAAUGAAUGUGUUUAAAAAGUGUUCCAUUUAGUGAAGAAAAAGUGAAGCCUGUUUCAGUGAUUUAAUUUCCAUUUUUCCUCAUCAUUUCUUCAACGCACAUCAACAGUGAAGCUGUAGUUCUGCAUCAUCCAAUAAAUUUUUCACACACUCACCCGGUGAUCGACCAUGGCAAAAGUGAUACAUAACAUUUCGGCACUGAUAGGGCUAAUAAUCGCCCUAGUAGUGACGCAGACGGGUGCCAUACGAGUGUACUGGAAUACGAACACUGGUCCUAUUGUGCCACCCACCACGACGCCAGUGCCAGUACCUCAGCCACCGUUCCGAGACCCUGCGCCAGUGUGGGAAGACCAAUCCGAGGAUGUUGCCAACCCUUAUCCUUACGUAUACAUUCUGCCACCUCCCUCGCGACCAAAAUACAACGACAUCUCCUUAUCAAGGCGUCAGCACAUUAACAGUACAAAUAAUGCGCAGCCAAGCGUAGUUCAGGCUCCAUCGACGACAACGGCUGCACCGGCCGGAAAAGUAAUCGAAAACCCGGAUCAAAACAAACAGACUGCUUUCGUGCAAAAUUACUCACCCAAUCAGCAGCCUUCUGCGCUGGUUCCACAGCAGCAACAAUUCCAACGGCGACAACAGAACGUGGUGCCAAGCUUAGCCGUUCAGUAUGUGCCCAACCAGGGCUUCAAGUACUACGCCGUUGUGCCGGUGCUCAGCGAGGGCCCCAGCAAGAGCGCUUAUCUGAAAACGAAUGACGCUCAGCUGGGCAAGCAGCACGAACGGUACGACAAACCGAACGGAAGGUACAACGCCAAGCUGAAGAAGUACAAAGCCUUCGAGAAGGCGAAAUACGUGCCGUACUACAUGAUUUACGACGUGCCGACGAAGCAGCAGUACGUUUCGUCCAGCGUGUCUCAAAAGGCUGUGAAUAAUAACUUUAAUGGUAAUGCUAGCCCUAAUAAUUUGUAGAUCAGCCGCCGGUAAAGCAGCAGCGUAAGCCGUAGAGUAGCAUUUACGAAAGAAUACGAAGACAGUUUCUGACAUACUAAUGACUAGUUAAUCCACUCGAAAAUAAUACUAAACGACAUUUUCGAACAAGAAAUGGUUCAAAUUGGAGGUGAUAUAUAAAAGACACAAAUGACGCGACGAAACAAACUAACCUAAAUUAGGGUUACCAUUUCAAUUGUACUGAGGUAACUUAAGGUGUAAUUAUUUUCAUUAGAUUAUAAGAGUACUGGCUUUUGCAAAAUAAUUGAGCACUAUGCAUGAAUUGAUGUUUUCUAAACUGGACUAUUCAUAGAUUUCCAAAAUUACAGAUAUUGGCAAGCAUUAUUUCAGAUCCAGUGUUUCCAUUAUAUCCUUGGACUAUUUUAUUACGGAUAGUACGGAAGCGUAUUGAAUCCUAGUAUUAACGCAUUUGCCCAAAAGUACACGCGGUGCUACCCACAGGAAACGACGCACCGCGCUUUUUGCUGCCCGUAUACUCGAUUAUUAUGGGGAGAUAACAUUGCGGCGUUUCCUAAGGUGCGGUUGUUCCUUUCGAACCUGAAACGCCGCGUGGAAUCUUGUGCAAUUGCGCUUUUAGAAACAUUACAACAGCUGCGCGGUGUAUCGUAUUGACAGCAUCCUACAAUACAACUGUGUGAGCAGGAUCAGCGCUCACGGUUUAAUUUUUUCCUAGGUUUUUAUGUGGAAAAAUAUUACACAAAAUUAAGCGCAAAAUAAAAAUCACUUCCUGGGAAAUUUUACAAAAAGACUUCUCUUCAAAAAUUGCGAUGAUACCUAAUGCUUAUGAAAAAGAACCUUCGAUGGUCGGACACUCCGUGUUGCUCGGUGUAAAACGAUUGUAACAUCAUAUUACAGUUCGCUCCUUCUUGCUCUGGCAAAGGGCAGUCUCCCAGCACACUGACCGCAUGCCCACGUGCAGCUUUCUCAAUUGCGGAUAGGUUUACCCUGAAACUUGUUAAAAAAGUAAAAUUAACUGACUGCAAACCGAACAUGACGCAUGGAACUGUUAGCAUCUCAGACGGUGUCUAAGUUGUUUUUAUCUUUUAUUACUUAUUGCCUUUCUCGUACAACAAAGUUGUACCGAAAGGCUAUCAUUGCACUCCAAAAUCGAACUUUUUAUAGAAGUCUCGUAGACCCAUGAUGUUAUAUACCAAUAGACUCAGCUCGUCGAACUUAACAAAUGUCUGUCUGUCCGUGUGUAUGUGUGUGUGCGUGCACACGAAAACCGAAAAACAUUAGCCACUUUUUCAUAUAGUAAUUCUUAACCGAUUUUCUCGCAACAAGUUGCAUUCGACAGGGGACAAAGCCUUGUUGAUCACUAUUGAAUUUGGUAACGAUCGACCAUUUAGCGUUUAAAAGUUAUUAAGAAAAUGGAAUCGAACUAUAUAAGCGCCAUAUAAGGUUGGUGUCUUGGCUAAACGCGAGAAAGGCGGUAUCAUCACUCGGUGAAUUAAGUUGGGUUUUAUUACUAAACUAUUAGUCUGUUUCUGCGUAUCUGGCAUUACAUCCCCCACUGGAACAUUACCGCCUUACAGCUUUCAGCCUCAGCCUCACAGUUCUAUAGGCACUUUCCCAGUUAUUCACUGUUAGAUUUUUAAGCCAUGUUUUCAUUUUUGCAUUUGCGUAUCAUGAGGCUAACACGAGGAUAUUCGCAUGCCUAGAGAAGUCGAGAAAUACUCCUAAACGAUAAUAUCCUUGACCAGAUCGAGAUCUGAUCCCAACCACCUUCAGAAUGGUCUCAUUUAACGGUUUAACGGUAGGUGACAUAAAAAAAGCAUUAUUGACAUCUAACAGUAAAAGGGCUGUUAAUCUAUGUUUAAGGACACUCCUCACGGAAUCCAAACUUCAAAGUAUUCGCGUUUUCAGCUUUGCUGCGAAAUAAUAAAAAUGACAGUUGUGCGCUACUUCCAUAUCGAGUGGUAUGCCCCUGAAAACGCGAGCACUUUGAAACCUGGAUUCCGUGAUGAGUGACCCUAACAAUGACUCAUUCACUAUAGAACCAAAUUGGAAAUUGUUCAAAAAUUCAAUGUCACCCAAGAUCUUUCUAGAGCAGCGUUUCUCAACCUUUUUCUUGC
This is a messenger RNA of Armigeres subalbatus, 3700 nucleotides long. RefSeq names its product putative mediator of RNA polymerase II transcription subunit 15 (gene GV1). NCBI's taxonomy places the organism in Eukaryota, Metazoa, Arthropoda, Insecta, Diptera, Culicidae. Bases 786 to 1586 code for a protein of 266 amino acids. The record is from RefSeq and is a predicted model, not a curated record. The transcript is spliced from 7 exons.